AGCACAGAUCAGCGCAGCACGUUCUUGGAUCGCCACCACAUCACCCACUGCAAUUCCCAAAAACCCCUUCUCUCUCUCUCUCUCUCGUUUCACGUUUUGCCAGGUCUACUUCUGCUGUCUGAAUCACCGCUGCCUCGGUCACUCACUGUGUCAAAUAAAUAAAAGUUAUAGUUCUGUUUUUUUAGGCAACUCUGUGACUUGCUACAUACAAGGACUCUUUUCACCUCUCUCUCUAUAUAUACAGUUAAAGGUGGCGUUUUGUGGCAUUGCAUGUAGUUUAUAGAGCAUCAGGCUUGCAAUGUCCCAAAGGACUACUGAAAUUCUUUAGACCCUUUUGAUUUCAAGUUCCACAAACAAGAUUUGCAAAAGACUGUGCCUUUCCACUUUGUGUGUGAUAUUGGAAUCUGUUAGCGUACAAGAAUCAACAGUUUGUCAGAGUUAAAUCCACCAAGAAUGAGGGGAGCUGUGCUAGUUGCGAUUGCGGCCGCCAUUGGCAACAUGUUGCAAGGAUGGGAUAAUGCUACUAUAGCCGGAUCUGUGCUUUACAUCAAAAGAGAAUUUGAUUUGCAGAGACAGCCUACCAUAGAAGGGCUAAUUGUUGCUAUGUCCUUGAUUGGUGCAACAGUCAUAACUACAUUUUCUGGACCGGUAUCUGAUUGGCUUGGACGGCGUCCAAUGCUAAUAAUCUCGUCUGUUCUAUAUUUUCUUAGUGGAUUAGUGAUGUUAUGGGCUCCAAAUGUGUAUGUGCUCCUCUUGGCGAGACUCUUGGAUGGUUUUGGAAUUGGUCUUGCCGUCACUCUCGUUCCUGUCUAUAUUUCUGAGACGGCACCGCCUGAAAUAAGGGGAUUACUAAAUACCCUUCCUCAGUUUACUGGUUCUGCUGGCAUGUUUUUGUCAUACUGUAUGGUCUUUGGAAUGUCUUUGACGAAUUCACCUAGUUGGAGACUGAUGCUCGGGGUUCUCUCCAUUCCUUCGAUGAUCUAUUUUGUAUUAGCAGUGUUUUUCUUACCUGAAUCUCCAAGAUGGUUAGUAAGUAAAGGAAAGAUGAAAGAGGCCAAGAGAGUUUUACAACAAUUACGUGGACGGGAAGACGUGUCAGGUGAAAUGGCUUUGUUAGUGGAGGGUUUGGGCGUUGGAGGUGAAACAUCCAUAGAGGAGUAUAUAAUUAGUCCAGACAAUGAUCUUGCUGAUAACCAAGAGCAUGCUGUUGAGAAAGACCGCAUCAAAUUAUAUGGGGCUGAGGAGGGCCAAUCUUGGAUAGCCAAACCUGUCAGAGGAGGAAGCACUCUGGGUAUAGCGUCUCGUCAGGGCAGUGUGGCUAAUCGAAGUAUGCUUAUGGAUCCCAUGGUCACUCUCUUUGGAAGUGUUCAUGAGAAGCUCCCUGAGAUGGGAAGCAUGAGAAGCAUGCUCUUCUCGAAUUUCGGCAGCAUGUUCAAUGUGGCAGAGAAUCAAGUUAAAAAUGAAAACUGGGAUGAGGAAAGCCUGCAACAAGAAGGCGACAACGCAUCUGAUGCUUCUGGGGCUGAAUCUGAUGACAACUUGAGGAGUCCGUUGCUUACACGUCAGGAUACAAAUCCUGAAAAGGACAAUCCUGGCGAACAACUCAGCGGUAUGGGAAUCGGUGGUGGUUGGCAGUUGGCGUAUAGAAAAGACGAGAACAGUUCAGGUCUUAAGAGGAUCUAUCUGCACCAAGAGGGUGGCCCUGGAUCAAGGCGGGGUUCUGUUCUUUCGCUUUCUGGUGGAGACAUCCCAGCUGAAGGGGAAUUCGUUCAUGCUGCUGCUCUAGUGAGCCAGUCUGUUCUUCGCGUGGAGGACAUUACGAGUCAUAAUUUAAUUGGCACAGCAACUGAUAAACAACCUGAAGCUGCUGCAAGAGGAGCAAGCUGGAGAGACCUUUUCGAACCAGGAGUCAAACAUGCACUGAUUGUCGGAGUUGGAAUUCAAAUUCUUCAACAGUUUUCUGGCAUUAAUGGAGUUCUCUACUACACUCCUCAAAUUCUGGAACAAGCCGGUGUGGGAGUUCUCCUGUCGAAUUUGGGAAUUGGCUCCGACUCUGCAUCUCUUCUUAUCAGUGCUCUUACGACGUUGUUGAUGCUUCCAAGCAUUGGUGUCGCCAUGAGGCUUAUGGAUAUCGCUGGCAGAAGGUGGCUGCUGCUGUCUACUUUACCUGUUCUAUUGCUGACGCUCAUCUUGCUAGUACUUGGCAACGUCAUCGACCUAGGAACUGUGGUGCACGCUGUUAUCUCAACCGUGAGCGUCAUUGUGUACUUCUGCUGCUUCGUCAUGGGCUUCGGGCCGAUUCCUAACAUCCUCUGCUCCGAGAUAUUCCCCACUCGUGUCCGUGGAAUAUGCAUCGCUAUAUGUGCUCUAACAUUCUGGAUCGGAGACAUCAUAGUCACGUACUCACUUCCCGUCAUGCUCAACUCGAUAGGCCUUGCUGGCGUUUUCUCCAUCUACGCUGUUGUUUGCACCAUUGCGUGGGUCUUCGUCUUCCUCAAGGUCCCCGAGACCAAGGGAAUGCCGCUUGAAGUCAUCACUGAAUUCUUUGCGGUGGGCGCAAAGCAAACUGCAGCAAGUGCAAAGAACUGAAGUGCUCCAUCACAUUCUCGAACCGUUGAAAGUUGGGUUGUUUUCUUUCUUACAAACUACUAUUAUCGGCUACCUACUCUUACAUAAUCGAAGGCGCUCCAUUGUUCGCUCUGAAAAGCUGCGAGGAUUAUCUGAAAGAAGGAAAGCUGUCACCUUUCUUUCUGAUUAUACCCACCCCUGCUUGUGUGCUGCUUGUUUUGUACCAUUCUUUAGCCCAAUUUACGGUGAUUUUUCACUAAAUAUAAAUUUUAGAUGAUUACUUUUUUGUUAAUUUCCUUAGUGGGUUCGUGGAUAGGUUGCUUUGAUCUGAUAAUGGAUUCUAAGUUAAAGUGAGCUCAUACUUACAGCAGCCUUGGGUUCAAUAUUUGAACUGGACAGGGCCAGAUUUCCAGCUUGUAUGAUUUAGUUCAUGCUACAUUUGGUGAUUUGUGCAUUGGGGCAUCAAUGAUUGAUACGUGCAUCUGAUUCUGAAUAAAAUAGAUAUAUGUUGAUUUUGUGUGAA
Messenger RNA from Sesamum indicum (sesame), 3091 nucleotides. It is a transcript of the gene TMT3, whose product is annotated as tonoplast monosaccharide transporter3. Gene Ontology annotation, cellular component: membrane. Lineage: Eukaryota; Viridiplantae; Streptophyta; Magnoliopsida; Lamiales; Pedaliaceae. The record is from RefSeq and is a predicted model, not a curated record. Gene Ontology annotation, molecular function: transmembrane transporter activity. Gene Ontology annotation, biological process: transmembrane transport.